AUGCAUCUUUUGAAAUACAAUAGCGAGGGCCAGCUUGGUCUGGUCACGAAUCCUGAUGGCAGCGACACUCCAGAAUACGCCAUCCUAUCGCACACAUGGGGGGCAGAUACAGACGAGCUAACCUUCCAAGACCUUAUGAAUGGUACUGGACAGGGGAAAUCCGGGUACAGAAAACUUCAAUUCUGUGGGGAACAAGCUAAACGCGAUGGUUUGCGAUACUUCUGGGUGGAUACUUGCUGCAUCGACAAAAAGAGUAGUGCCGAACUCCAAAAGGCCAUCAACUCUAUGUUUCGGUGGUAUAAAAAUGCUGUAAAAUGUUAUGUAUAUCUAUCAGAUGUUUCAAUCAACAAUCACGAGCAGUCUAACAUCUUCUCGUGGUUGCCGUCUUUUCGGGAAAGUCGAUGGUUUACCCGCGGAUGGACACUACAAGAGCUCAUUGCUCCGCCAUCAGUUCAAUUCUUUUGCUCGAAUGGAAUACUGCUCGGCGACAGAAAAUCGUUACAACAAGAAAUUCAUGAGGUCACAGGAAUUGAUGUUUCGGCUCUCCAAGGAGAGAAUUUGUCUGAAUUCAGCAUUGAACAGCGAUUGUCAUGGGCAGAAAAUCGCCAGACGAAGCAUGAAGAAGACAGAGCUUAUUCCUUGUUCGGAAUCUUUGAUGUUUAUAUGCCACACCUCUACGGCGAAGGAUCAGAAAAUUCUUUUAGGAGGCUUCAAGAAGAGAUCGAAAAACACGCAAAGAAACGCACUCUUGAUGUCUCUACAGUCCUUUCUGCUGCUGGUUCCAACUCCACAAAAAGAUCGAAAAUCUCACAUGAUCAAUCCUCCAUUCACUUUUCUCGCCCUCAAACUGUGGAAGACCCCGAAAGAAUUUUCGAGGACAAAAUGAAUGAGAUUGAUACGAUCACGAGACAAUCUAUUGUAGAUCAACUUUAUUUUCCCAAAAUCGAUGAGCGCCUGACGAGUUUGACUGCUGCCCAAGGGACAACAUGCCGUUGGUUUCUUACCAAAUCGGAAUACUUAUCGUGGAACGAUGUUUCGAAACGGCAAGAUCAUGGAGGAUUUCUUUGGAUCAAAGGAAACCCCGGUACCGGGAAGUCAACCUUGAUGAAACUACUCUUCGAGGAGGCUAAGCUCAAGGCAAAGGGCGAUUCCUCAAAAAUCACGUUUUCGUUCUUUUUUCUGGCACGGGGUACUAUUGAAGAAAGAACAAUUACUGGUUUAUAUCGUUCUCUUUUGCACCAGCUUUUCGAAAAGAUGAUAGAGCUUAGAGAUAGCUUGGAGUGGAUGACAACCAGUGGCGCGAGAGGCAUUGAAAGAAAUGGUUGGAGUGAAGCUGCUUUAAAGCAGACGUUGAAGCAUGCUAUAGAAAGGCUUGGAAGCAAAUCACUGAUGAUAUUUGUCGAUGCGUUGGAUGAAUGCGAUCAGAAGCAAGCCAGCGAAAUGGUAUCGUUUUUUGAGGAAUUAUGUGAGCUUGCAGAAGUUUCGCAAGUUAGCUUGCAAAUUUGCUUUUCUAGUCGACACUAUCCCACUAUAGUCAUCCAGAAGGGUACGGAACUGACUCUAGAGUAUGAACCUGGACAUAUGGAAGAUAUUCAGCACUAUAUCAAGUCAAAAUCAAGACUAGGCAAAACCAAACAAGCCGAGGCUCUUCGAUCAGAAAUCUUCCAAAAGUCUUCUAACAUCUUUCUCUGGGUCGUCUUAGUUCUUGACAUUCUCAAUUCCGAGUAUAAGUCUGGCUCUAAUUCAAUUAAGAAAAUCAGUGAGCGACUCAACGAAAUCCCACCAGGAUUAAACGAUUUGUUUGAAAUGAUCCUCAAGCGGGAUGGAAAGAACCUCGAAGAACUACAACUUUGUCUGAAGUUAAUUUUAUUUGCAAAUCGUCCCUUGAAACCACAAGAACUCUAUUUUGCAACUCAAAUCGGUCUUGAUGAAGAUUGCACAGGUUUUUGGGACCAGGAAGAUGUCAAUAUUGACCAAAUCAAAUUAUUUGUGAGGAACUCCUCCAAAGGCUUGGCUGAGGUGACGAAAAAUAAAGCUUCAGAUGUACAGUUUAUCCACGAGUCUGUUCGGGACUUUUUGUUAGGUAGAUACGAGACUCAAUUGUCUGGAGCCCCCGGGAAUUUUGUCGGCCAUGGCCAUGAAACGUUGAAGGAUUGUUGCUUAGCUCAAUUAAACGCUGUCAUCAACCAAAAGGUUAUAACACAUUUCAACUUUAGCAAAUCAAACUUCUGGGAAUGUCGUAAUAUGAAAUAUCCAUUUUUAAACACAACACAUCCUGAAUCGGGCAUCCCACCCGCGCAACGUUCCAAGGAAGAGCAGUCGAAGUUUCAAGAGGAAAUCAAAUUGAGAUUUCCAUUUCUUGAUUAUUCAGUGUCCAACAUUCUGUAUCACGCCAAUCUUGCUCAACAGAAUAACAUGGAGCAAGCAAACUUUCUAGCAAAAUUCCCCACCCAUCUAUGGGUAUUUGUGAAUAAUUAUUUCGAGAAUCACGAAAUUCGACGAUAUACGGACUCGGUAACUAUUCCCUAUCUUCUUGCAGAAAGAAAUCUAGCCAACCUCAUUCAAACACAUCCGAGAAAGGAGUCAUGCUUUGAUAUAACAGAGCAGCGAUAUGGACCGUCAAUUCUGGCUGCUCUGGCUACUGAGAGCGAUGAAGCUGCUCAGACGCUCCUUAAAAUUGAAGCUGAAAUAUAUCCCUCAAACUCUCUACUGCAUGACUUGUGCAAAACAUAUCACCCUAAAAAUAACAAAAGUGUCAAGCUUGGACGCAGCUUCACUUACAUACAAAAGAAAGAUCUUGUUUUUCAGCUCUCACAGUACGAUCAGGAGAUACCACUCGUUUUUAAACUCAGUUCGGACGAGAGUUGGUUUGAUUCGAAUCUGACCGAUCACAGCAAGAGAUUGCUCACAGAGGCUGUUGAAAGGGGUCAUUGUGUUGUUGCUACGUAUUUGUUGGAGAGGGGUAUCGAUGCAAACCGUAUAAAAGAAGUUGGUAGGGUAUCACUUCUGGAGAAAGCUGUGAUUUGCGGCCACACGAAUAUUGUUAAAUUGCUAUUGGGUUAUGGCGUUGAGAUUGAUUGUUGGAACUCCAACAACGAAACACCUUUAAUGGUAGCCAUUUACAAAGGACAUCUAGACAUGGUCAAAUUCCUAUUGGAGAAAGGCGCUAGGGUCAACCAUAGAAAAAAUAACGGAGCAACGCCUCUGACAAUGGCCAUACAGUAUGGACACGGAGAUAUAGCUAAGCUAUUAUUGGAGAAAGGCGCUAGGAUCAACCAUGGAAAAAAUAACGGAGCAACGCCUCUGACAAUGGCCAUACAGUAUGGACACGGAGAUAUAGCUAAGCUAUUAUUGGAGAAAGGCGCUAGGAUCAACCAUGGAAAAAAUAACGGAGCAACGCCUCUGACAAUGGCCAUACAGUAUGGACACGAAGAUAUAGCUAAGCUAUUAUUGGAAAAAGGCGCUGAGAUCAACAAUCGAGGAACUAACAAAAUAACACCUCUGAUGUUUGCUAUUGAUUGUCGAAAUAAGAAUAUAACUCAGUUGCUAUUGGAGAAAGGUGCUGAGAUUGAUUGUCAGGACUCGAGCAAUCGAACACCUUUGAUGAUGGCUGCUUUCCAAGGAAACCUAGAAAUAGUCAAAUUACUAUUGGAGAAAGGUGUCGAGAUUGAUUACGGAGGGAUCGAGAAUAACACACCUCUGAUGAUUGCUGUUGAUUGUAAUCAUGUCAAAACUGCUAAGUUAUUAUUGGAAGAAGGCGCUGAGGUCAACGUUAAAACAGGGCUUGAUAACACACCUUUGUUGCAAGCUAGUUGGGCUGGAUCCCUGGACAUGGUCAAGUUGUUAUUGGAAAAGGGCGCUAAGGUUGAUUAUCGAGGCUAUAAUAAUCAAACGCCUCUAAUGAAUGCUGCUUUCUAUGGACACGAGAAUGUAGUUGACUUGUUACUGGAGAAUGACGCCGAGAUCAAUUGCAUGGAUUUCAGUGACGAAACGCCUUUGAUGAAAGCUGCUGGUGGUAGAAAUAUGAGUAUAAUGAGUUUGUUAAUAAGAAAAGGCGCCAGGUUUGAUUGCGAAAAGGAUAUUUUUGGUAUAGUGCUGUUAGAACUUUCGCAACUCGGACGCACAGAAAUGGCUAAGCUUCUUCUACAAAAUGGCAUGAAUGCAAAUUUAAGAGACAAAGACUGCCUGUUUCUAGGCUGGACGCCGCUGAUGCACGCCGCUGUGUGGGGUCACGAGGCAAUGGUUGAAAUAUUUUUGGAAAAUGGUGCUGAUAUUGACGCAAAAUGCGGUGAUGGGUUGACCUCAUUAAAGAGAGCUGCUAUGGCAGGGCAAAUUUCUAUUGUCAAUUUGUUAUUAAAGAGGGGCGCUGAGGUUGAUUGA
Botrytis byssoidea is the source of this 4380-nucleotide messenger RNA. RefSeq lists its product as uncharacterized. The transcript has a single exon. Gene Ontology annotation, molecular function: protein binding. Bases 1 to 4380 code for a protein of 1459 amino acids. The record is from RefSeq and is a predicted model, not a curated record. Lineage: Eukaryota; Fungi; Ascomycota; Leotiomycetes; Helotiales; Sclerotiniaceae.